CAGUUGUAUAUCCCAGCAGCAUUUCAGUUGUAACAAAAAUUUCCGUUAUCCUUCUAUUUAUUUCCUCCUCUCAUAUCUCCGAUAUUCCUUAACAUCCGCUCUCAAUUUUCUUUUUUUUCCCCCGCUUCUUUCGACGUCACUCCCGUCCCGUGUUAUCUCUCAUAUAUGUGAACCAUGAAACAGGUCGUGAAGGUGAAUCGCGGCCUUGCUCAGGUUCAUCAUCUCCGCGCUGUGAAAUCACUGCAGCUGGGAGCAUUCGCGAAUGUUCUAGCGACUGUGUACACGAUGGCCGCUUGUGCCUUUCGUGGAGUUGAAACACGACUGAAAUAUGACGCAUCGAAUGACGACACGUCAAACUUAUUGAAAAACGGAAAUGAUGCACCAUCAAAUAUCGUCGACGUUAAGCAGCCACUUAUUCCGAAAAAUGCCAGAUUUUUCACGGGUAGAGAAUUGCUUUCAACCUUACUCAGCAUUGAGGCAAGGCAAAACUCCGGGGUUUCUUCGGACAUGCUGGUGGACGGAAACAAAUCCAAGCUGAUGCCGGAAAUGAAUCCAGUUUUCCGGAUCCCCGAAAACAGCCCUAUGUUUCCCGACGGGGUUAGGUUCAAUUCCUGCGCUAUUGUGGCGAGUUCCGGCGGGUUGCUUGACUCGAAUCUGGGGGAAUUUAUAGGCUAG
Molecule: messenger RNA, 675 nt
Organism: Notodromas monacha
Lineage: Eukaryota; Metazoa; Arthropoda; Ostracoda; Podocopida; Cyprididae
Source: the annotation of a GenBank genome assembly